Prosopis cineraria is the source of this 1166-nucleotide messenger RNA. Its product is annotated as phospholipase A1-IIgamma-like. NCBI's taxonomy places the organism in Eukaryota, Viridiplantae, Streptophyta, Magnoliopsida, Fabales, Fabaceae. The record is from RefSeq and is a predicted model, not a curated record. Gene Ontology annotation, biological process: lipid metabolic process. The transcript has 2 exons. The coding region runs from base 1 to 1077 and encodes 358 amino acids. Gene Ontology annotation, molecular function: glycerophospholipid phospholipase A1 activity.
AUGGCUAGUCCUGGAAGCAUUGCAACAAACUGGAGAGAAUUCAGUGGCGAACAUCAUUGGGAGGAUUUGUUAGACCCACUUGAUAUCAAUCUCCGUAGGUAUAUUAUACACUACGGAGAAAUGGCUGAAGCUACUUAUGAUGCUUUUAACUGUGAUAAAGCAUCUAAGUACGCAGGAAGAAGCCGUUAUGGGAAAAAACAUUUCUUUUCCAAGGUGGGUUUAGAACAUGGAAAUCCUUUCAAGUAUGAGGUGACACAGUUCCUAUAUGCAACCUCAGAGAUCAAUGUUCCCAUAAUUGAGGAUGUUGAAGAAUCAAACUGGAUAGGAUACGUUGCGGUGGCCACCGAUGAAGGCAAAGCUGUGUUAGGGAGGAGGGACAUUGUGAUUGCUUGGAGAGGAACUGUUCGGUUCAUGGAAUGGUACAAAGAUCUUCACUUCGUCUUGCAUGACGCCCCAUACAUUUUUGGUGAUGCUGAAUGCAAAGUACAUCGCGGCUUUUACUCCGUUUACACCGCAACAAACUCACAAACAAAGUUCAACAAAACCAGUGCAAGAAGUCAGGUAUUGACUGAGAUUAGAAGACUGGUUGACAAACACAAGGAUGAAGAAAUCAGUAUAACGGUAACAGGACACAGCUUAGGAGCAGCACUUGCAACACUGAAUGCAGUGGACAUUGUCAGGAAUGGAUAUAACAUCCGAGAAGAUGAAUCUCAAAAAGCUUCUCCAGUCACAGCCAUUGUAUUUGCUAGCCCUCGAGUUGGAGACUCAGACUUUAAGAAGUUUUCCUCUAGUCAAAAGGAUCUUCGAAUCCUACGAAUCUGUAAUAAAAAAGAUGAAGUUCCAAGGCAUCCUUUUUGUUUAUGGGGUUAUGAUGAAGUAGGAGAGAAGUUGGAAAUUGAUGCUCAUAAGUCAAACUUCUUAAAGCAACCUGGGGAUAUGAAGAGUUGGCAUAAUUUGGAGGUUUACUUGCAUGGAGUUGCAGGAACACAAGGGAGCAAGGGAGGAUUUAACUUAGAGGUUAAAAGGGACAUCGCACUUGUGAACAAAGGCAUGGGUGCUUUGAAGGAAGAGUAUUAGAUUCCUGAGGCUUGGAGGGUGGAUGAAAACAAAGGCUUGGUUCAACAACCUGAUGGUUCUUGGAUCAUGCCAAAUCCUGAAGCUUAAGA